Molecule: messenger RNA, 1996 nt
Organism: Piliocolobus tephrosceles (Ugandan red Colobus)
Lineage: Eukaryota; Metazoa; Chordata; Mammalia; Primates; Cercopithecidae
Gene: CLIC6
Product: CLIC family member 6
Exons: 8
Coding region: 1-1995 (664 amino acids)
Molecular function (GO): D2 dopamine receptor binding; D4 dopamine receptor binding; D3 dopamine receptor binding
Source: RefSeq, a predicted model, not a curated record
AUGGCCGAGGCCGCGGAGCCGGAGGGGGGUGCCCCGGGUCCUCAGGGGCCGCCGGAGCUCCCCGCGCCUCUGGCUGAGAGACCCGGAGAGCCGGGAUCCGCCGGCGGGGAGGCAGUGGGGCCGGAGGGGAGCGAGGGCGCAGAGGAGGCGCCAGGGGGCGCGGCCGCGGUGAAGGAGGUGGGAGGCGGCGGGCCGGACAGGGGCCCGGAGGCCGAGGCGCGGGGCACGACGGGGGCGCACGGUGAGGCGGAGGCCGAGGAGGGAGCCCCGGAGGUUGCCCAGGUGCCCCAGGGAGGGGAGGAGACAAGCGGCGCGCAGCAGGUGGAGGGGACGAGCCCGGGGCGCUGCGCGCAGGGCGAGCCCCGCGGGGAGGCUCCGAGGGAGCCGGAGGACUCUGCGGCCCCUGAGAGACAGGAGGAGGCGGAGCAGAGACCUGAGGUCCCGGAAAGCAGCGCGCCCGGGGCGGCGAGGGACAGCGUAGACGCGGAGGGCCCGGCGGGGGACAACAUAGAAGCCGAGGGCCGGGUGGGGGACAGCGCAGAAGCGGAGUGCCCGGCGGGGGACAGUGUAGAAGUGGAGGACCCGGCGGGGGACAGCGUAGACGCGGAGGGCCGGGUGGGGGACAGCGUAGACGCGAAGGGUCCGGCGGGGGACAGCGUAGAAGCGGGGGACCCUGCGGGGGACAAGGAAGAAGCCGAGUGCCCGGCGGGCGACAGCAUGGACGCCGAGGGUCCGGCAGGAGGGACGCGCCAGGUCUUGGGUGAGCCGCAGGAAGGAGGGGACCGUAGCCUCCCGCCCCAGGCCGAGGCAAUUGAGGUCGCUGCCGGGGAGAGCGCGGGGCGCAGCCCUGGUGAACUCGCCUGGGACGCAGCGGAGGAGACGGAGGUCCCGGGGGGAAAGGGGUCCGAGGAAGCGGCCCCCGGGGACGCGAGGGCAGACGCUGUCGAGGACGGGGUAGGGGAUGGGCCCCAGCAGGAGUCAGGGGAGGAAGAGGAGAGGCGAGAGCAGAGCCCGGAGGGGCCAAGUGAGGAGGCCGCAGCUGGGGGCGAGGAGGAAUUCCCCGACAGCAGCCCACGUGAGGAGGCCUCCAGGUGCGCCGCGGAGCCUGAAGCCCAGCUCAGCAACCACCUGGCCGAGGAGGGUCCCGCCGAGGCUGGCGACGAGGCCGCGCGCAUGAACGGCCGCCGGGAGGACGGAGAGGCGUCCGAGGAGCGGGCCCUGGGGCAGGAGCACGACAUUACCCUCUUCGUCAAGGUAAAACUUAUUGCGUUAAGCUGUUUGCGCAUUGCUGUAAAGAAAUACACCCGCGCUGGUUAUGAUGGUGAGAGUAUCGGAAAUUGCCCAUUUUCUCAGCGUCUCUUCAUGAUUCUCUGGCUGAAAGGCGUUAUAUUUAACGUGACCACAGUGGACCUGAAAAGGAAACCCGCAGACCUGCAGAACCUGGCUCCCGGAACAAACCCUCCUUUUAUGACUUUUGAUGGUGACGUCAAGACGGAUGUGAAUAAGAUCGAGGAGUUCCUAGAGGAGAAAUUAGCUCCCCCGAGGUAUCCCAAGCUGGGGACCCAGCAUCCCGAGUCUAAUUCGGCCGGAAACGACGUGUUCGCCAAAUUCUCAGCGUUUAUAAAAAACACAAAGAAGGAUGCAAAUGAGAUUUAUGAAAAGAACCUGCUGAAGGCCCUGAGGAAACUGGAUAAUUACUUAAAUAGCCCUCUGCCUGAUGAAAUAGAUGCCUACAGCACGGAGGAUGCCGCUGUUUCUGGAAGGAAGUUUCUGGAUGGGGACGAGCUGACGCUGGCUGACUGCAACCUCUUACCCAAGCUCCAUAUUAUUAAGAUUGUGGCCAAGAAGUACAGAGAUUUUGAAUUUCCUUCUGAAAUGACUGGCAUCUGGAGAUACUUGAAUAAUGCUUAUGCUAGAGAUGAGUUCACAAAUACGUGUCCAGCUGAUCAAGAGAUUGAACACGCAUAUUCGGAUGUUGCAAAAAGAAUGAAAUGAA